AAAUUCUCUCUCAAAAGUACAGACAAGCAGAAGGGCAUUUUGUUCACCCGGGAGACAACUUGUUUCCAUAAUCGACACUUCUCAGUUAGUAAUGCAUUUCCGUAUAAUAAUAGUCUACAUUUCUACUACACACAUCCAACACAAGAGCUGUAUAAAAAAAUUCUGAAUGAUUAUGAGCAUUUACGACUUCUCUGUGAUUUCUCACACUUCCUCCGAGGUUUUAUUUAGUCUACGACAGGCUGGAUUAAGAGGACAGAGGGGGCAUGUUGUUUGGGUGUUAUGGAAGCCCUGCAGUCAGGUUUCGAGUCUUGCCUGGGGACUCCACGGGGAAUAAACGUCGAUUUUUAGCCGCUAACACGGUGCAGCAAAAUAUUUGUUUUGUGCGUUUCUGGAGAUGAACUUCAACUGGUUGCCUUGGGCAGAUGAGGAGGAACGGAUUUAUCUUCCCCGCGGUCCACGUCAGCAAAAUAUUCCAAGAGCAGGAUGCUGCGAGGGCUGGUGUGCGGCCGGCUGGGGCCGCUUUGGAUGUGGAAAGCUCUGCUGCUCUUCGUGGCCAUCGCUUUCGCUGGACAACUGCUGGGAAUUAUCUUCAGCAAAAGCAGCGUCCAGCCGGCCGCUCGCUCCAUCUUCUCAUCCCCUGACGCCCAGGGUCCGUCCCUGGGGCCGUGUCGGCCCCACACCCACAUCAUGUUCCUCAAGACCCACAAGACGGCCAGCAGCACUGUGCUCAACAUGCUCUACCGUUUCGGGGAGGAGCGCGGCCUCCGCUUCGCCCUUCCGCUGGGCUACCAGCUGGGCUACCCGCUGCCCUUCAGUGCCCACAGGGUCAAGGGCUACCGGGGCCCUCGAGUUGUCGAGUUCCACAUCAUGGGCAAUCACAUGAGAUUUAAUAAAGCUGAGGUGGAGAAGGUGAUGCCUGCGGACACCUUCUACUUCUCCAUCAUCAGGGACCCCGUCGCUCUGGCCGAGUCCUCCUUCGCUUAUUACAAAGAAGUGGCACCCGCGUUCCGGAAAGCUAAAGGCUUGGGCGACUUUGCGGACGAUCCCGGCAAGUACUACGACCCGCGCGCCCGCAACAACCACUACGCCCGCAACUUGCUGUGGUUCGACUUCGGCAUGGACCACAACGCCAACUUCUCGGCGGUUCUGGCGCGGCACGGCGAGGCCGUGGUGCGCCAGACCUUCAAGCUGGUCCUGGUGUCCGAGUUCUUCGACCAGUCUAUGAUCCUGCUGCGGCACGCCCUGUGCUGGCCUCUGGACGCCGUCGUGUCCUUCAGCCUCAACGCGCGGCAGCAGAAACCGGACGGCGGCGCCGGCGCCGCUUUGACCGACGGAUGGGUGGGCAAAGUUCGAGGCGGGCGCUUGCCCGCCAAAGCGCCACCCAAUCUGUUCCUCACGGAGGAACAGCGGGAGAAGCUGCGCCAAUGGAACGCCUUGGACUGGCACUUGUAUCAAGCUUUCAACCGGACCUUCUGGCGUGAAGUGGCCGCGUUCGGCGCUGCCCGGAUGGAGCGGGAAGUGGCUCUCCUGCGGAGCCGGCGCGAGGCCCUCGCCGGGGCCUGCCUCCGGGACGGCGGGAAGCCCGUGGAGGCCCACCGCAUCCGAGACAAAACCAUCAGGCCCUUCCAGAGCGGCUUGGUGAAAAUUCUGGGCUACGAGCUGCAGCCGGGGCUGGACAACGGCACCAGGAUGUCCUGCCUGAGAAUGAUUCGCCCCGAGAUCCAAUACAAAGACACGCUGGACGCCAAACAGUUUCCGCGGGCGCAGUCGCCGCAAGCCCUGCCGGGGCUGCAAAGCCCAAAGUUAGCCUCUGAUAGGUCUUUUUUCAAACUAGACCCAUCCAGGACAGGGGAGAAGGGUCGGGACCCGGGAGGGAGGACAGGGGAAGAGGGGCCGCGGGACUGGGACGGAAGUCGCUUACUUAGCCGCAACCGCAACGAGUCCACCGCAAGGACGAGGAAGCGGCCAGCGGUUUAAGUGAACUCUCCUUGAACUAAAAACUUUCAUCGUACUUCCACUUUCCAGCUUUUUUUUGCUUCUGGGCGCUUCCGACGGCGAGACCGUUGACUUCAAUGAAAGAGCCUACGGAUGAGUGCAUUCGGGCCACGCACAAAAAAGAAAAAAAAAAGAUAUUGCAAGUCCU
This is a messenger RNA of Hippocampus comes (tiger tail seahorse), 2143 nucleotides long. It is a transcript of the gene gal3st4, whose product is annotated as galactose-3-O-sulfotransferase 4. NCBI's taxonomy places the organism in Eukaryota, Metazoa, Chordata, Actinopteri, Syngnathiformes, Syngnathidae. Bases 484 to 1977 code for a protein of 497 amino acids. Gene Ontology annotation, biological process: glycolipid biosynthetic process. Gene Ontology annotation, molecular function: galactosylceramide sulfotransferase activity. The record is from RefSeq and is a predicted model, not a curated record. Gene Ontology annotation, cellular component: membrane. The transcript has 4 exons.